CACACUGAUUGUUUAUGUCGUCAGAAAAGCUCAACUUUUCGGUCUUAUGAACUACUAUUUUUUGUUUAUUGUAGUUCAACGAUCUCUGUGACAUUUUAUUUUACAUUUUUUUGGUUCAGUGGACAAGCAAGCGCAGAAUUUCCGUUCCCAUUAAACAAUUUCAUUUGGCUCUUCCAUGAUUUAUUGUUAUAGCAACGAUUUCAAAAGGUGAUUGCCUAUAUACACGAUAGAAUGGGAUAUUAUUACGCGAUACUUUGGUUAUCAAUAUGGUUUUUUAAAACGGCAGCUCAAGACUCCUAUCAAAUUGAAGACAUCCCGAUCGAACAUUACGUUCAUGAAGAUAUCCAGCACGACGAAAUUGAUGUAGAACUUAUGCCCAGAUCUACUAAAAAAAUAUCUUCAAGCAAAGAUAACGAUUAUGAAGAAAAUCGACAUAUUAAAUAUUAUUUUGAAGAUUUGCCAUACAGAACCAAACGAAAUCAAAAAAAUCGAUCAAAAAGAGAUAUAUUAGCAAAGCAAUCACAAAAAAUAAUAAAUGAAACCAUUGGACAACCACUAAAGGUUCUAGUAAUCGAAAAUAUUACCGAGAAACUUGAUGCAAAUAUGGAAAGGAAUGGCAAAGAGUUAGACAUAGACAAGAAUGUUUUAAUAAACGAUUUUAUUAAAUUUAAACGCUCCGUAACUCAUAAUACUGAAGAUGGUCAAACUGAAAAUUCUCGCAGACAACAAAUCGGAGGAAAAUUUUUACAAAGCCUUCCAGACCCAUCUCUCCACUCUCAUACUUUAACCACAGUUUCGAAUAAGCCGAAUGACGCUGCAAGAAAAACUAGAGGAGCUGUCAAAGAGCACUGGGUCAAGCAAGCUCGACUCGUUCGACAAGAUGAAAAUAUUUAUGAAGAUAACAUCAAAUUAUCAUCAGAUGUCGCUAGAGCCCCACGAGCACAUUUUGUUACUAAUGGAAUGACCGAAAGAGAGCCUUUAGAAUAUAAGUUUAAUAGAGAACCUAGAUCGGAAGGUACCAAUAAGUAUUUACAUAGUGAUUUACCUGAUGCAAUGGAUUAUUAUCAACCACGAUUUGCUCGAAAUUAUGUCCCUAGGGAAAACCGAUAUACUGGAUACAAUAAUUAUAAUAGAUACCCUACUGAACGUAGAAAUUAUUACCGAGGGCAGGAAUAUUCUGACAAUCCUUUAAAUUAUAAUGCUGACUACAAUGAAGCUAUCAGAAAACGUCGAAUAAUAUACUAUGCAACACUUCCUGAAGCACCAAGAAAUGUAAGGAAUGAUGAACAACGACAUCCAUACGAUAGAUAUUUCAGAGAUAGAUUUGACUAUCGAUAUACAGUUCCAGAAUCAUUCGAUACGUAUAGAAAGCGACGUCCUGAUCCUUCUAGAUAUGAUGUCAAUGUUUCUACAGGCGUAAAUGUCAGAGAAGUUAAAAAGAAUCCUGAACGAAGAAUAUACUCAGAUGUAGACCGGAAACCAUACCCGCCUGAGAAUUAA
Messenger RNA from Psylliodes chrysocephalus, 1500 nucleotides. The record is from the annotation of a GenBank genome assembly. NCBI's taxonomy places the organism in Eukaryota, Metazoa, Arthropoda, Insecta, Coleoptera, Chrysomelidae.